Molecule: messenger RNA, 1568 nt
Organism: Acanthoscelides obtectus
Lineage: Eukaryota; Metazoa; Arthropoda; Insecta; Coleoptera; Chrysomelidae
Source: the annotation of a GenBank genome assembly
GGCGCUGUUGUUGUCAAGACGCCAUCGCACGUUUGCUAUUUCCUGAAUCGUCCAUUUUGAAUCCAUACGCCUUGUAAGAUAGUUGUGGUACCUGUCCAGUUGAAGAUUUUUAUUAUUUUAAGUGAAACUUAACGUGUUAAUAGAGCAGAAUGGCAGAUCCAGCAGCAGAAGGAGCUGCAGCACCUGAUGCUGGAGCAGCACCUGGCAAUGGAGUGUCUGGAGGACCUCCUCAACAUGGUGAAAGAGGUGGCUUUCGAGGUCGUGGUGGCAGAGGAGGAGGAGGAGGAUUCAGAGGUGGGCCACCUGGUAGAGGAGGAGGAGGAUUUAGAGGACGUGGUGGUCCUGGAGGUCCAGGCGGUCCUGGAGGACGUGGAGGUGGCGGUCCGAUGAUGCGCGGUCGCGGUGGAGGCGGCAUGGGCGGUGGAAUGGGAGGCGGUAUGGGUGGCCGCGGGGGCGGUGGAGGCCCCGGCAUGGGAGGCCGUGGAGGAUUCGGCGGACGCGGUAGAGGCGGACCUGGAGGAGACGGACACCGCGGCGGUGGGGGCAGAGGAUUCGGAGGCAGAGGAGGCAUGGGUGGCCGCGGAGGCGGUGGUGGCGGAGGUAUGAUGAUGGGGGGGAUGGGACAUGGAGACUAUGCCCCCUUAGGCAUGGGAGGUGGCGGCAUGAAAGAUGACGUCGGAGCGAUGGGUGGCAGAGGCGGCGGUAUGGGUGGCCGCGGGGGCGGCGGUAGAGGCAGAGGAAUGGGCGGAGACCGCGGCGGUGGCGGCGGAUUUAGAGGAGGUAGAGGCGGAUUCGGAGGCGGCGGCGAUCGUGGAGGCGGCCGCGGGGGCGGAUUCGUAGAUAGAGGAGGAAGAGGCGGCAGAGGAGGAUUCGGUGAUAGAGGCAGAGGAGGACCGCAGGGUCAGAAGAGAGGAUUCGGUGGUCAGGGAGGACCUGCAGGCGGUCAAGGUGGCCCAGUCGGUCAAGGAGGCCCCAAGAGGACCAGGUUCGAUGGAGGUGGACAGCAAGCUGGCGGACAGAACGGAUAUAAUUCAGGUGGCGCUGGAGGAUAUGGCGGCCAACAAGCGUACCAAACACAGCAAUAUGGCGGCAAUCAGGGAUAUGGAGGUCAAGGUGGCGGAUAUCAGCAGGGUGGAUAUGGCAGUCAAGGUGCUGCUGGAGGAUACGAGAACAGCGGAUAUACUCAGGGAUAUGCGGCGACGCCUGCUACAGAUUACUCUGGUUAUUCUGCGGGAUACGGAGCAGCUCCAGCGGCUGACGGAUACGCUGGCGGAUACAACAGCGGAGCAUCCGGCGGAUACGGCGCGACUUCGGUAGGUGGAGGAUACGAUGACAGAAGUGGCGGAUACGCGGCAGCCGGAGGCGGAUACGGAUGAAGAAUGUGGACAUCGUUGGACACUCGAGGUAUCGUAUUGACGAUAUAAUUUGAAAUAUAACAGACAGAUGGUUUCUGGAGUGAUAUAUAUAUAUAUAUAUACAGGGUGUCCGCAAAGUUGGGGUUUUCCUUUUCAGAAACAAAUACCCUUGAAAUAACAAAGGUAAUGUGUAGUGAAACGAGGGCGACCAAG